AUGUAUUCGAGACGCGCGCAGUUGCUCAAGUGUGCUUUUCCAAUAGUGAAAACACAUGGAUUCACUCGAGAAGCAUUGGCUCGCUCAGCCCUGUCUCUCCCUGAGCCUCACCCGGAACCUCUUUCUGAGGCCGCUGUAUCAGCUCUCUUUGGGGACGGUGACCACGCGCGCAGAACGCUCAUAAACGCCUGGCUAGACGACGCGCGUUUGCAAAUGCGCUCCGCACCGUCACCAGUCAUCAAGGACGUGUUAAGCACGCGGUUACGAUGCAACGAGCCUGUUCUCGGGUACUUACCGGAGGCAUGUAAUGCAUAUGCAUUACUCGUCUCCCCGACCUCAGGUCUACCUCCUGUUGAUCCCAGGCCAGUUCUUCACCACGCUGCCCAUGUAGCUGAUGAAGCGUGUCAUGUAGUUGGUGACACGAGCAUAGCCUGGUAUGCACGCCGCGCGUCCGUGGCAGCCAUCUAUACUGCAGCGGAGCUACACCAACUCACCUCCCCCAAGACGGCAUAUGAGUUCCUAGAGAGUCUGCUGCAUUCCUCACAGAGAGUCGAGUCCGCGAUACAUGACGUCGGCACCUAUUCGAAUUACAUCGGGCGGAGUUGGGCAGGCUUGAUAAAAAGCAGUGGUAUAUUCUGA
Molecule: messenger RNA, 639 nt
Organism: Postia placenta MAD-698-R-SB12
Lineage: Eukaryota; Fungi; Basidiomycota; Agaricomycetes; Polyporales; Adustoporiaceae
Exons: 4
Coding region: 1-639 (212 amino acids)
Source: RefSeq, a predicted model, not a curated record